Molecule: messenger RNA, 5029 nt
Organism: Acipenser ruthenus (sterlet)
Lineage: Eukaryota; Metazoa; Chordata; Actinopteri; Acipenseriformes; Acipenseridae
Product: E3 ubiquitin-protein ligase TRIM37-like
Exons: 27
Coding region: 374-3316 (980 amino acids)
Biological process (GO): negative regulation of centriole replication; protein autoubiquitination
Cellular component (GO): aggresome; peroxisome
Molecular function (GO): tumor necrosis factor receptor binding; ubiquitin protein ligase activity; zinc ion binding
Source: RefSeq, a predicted model, not a curated record
GGCUUGUUUAGGGAUGGUCUCCCUUGGUGACAAGCGGCUGAAACUUAUAGGAUAAUCAGAGAGAAGGGAGGUAUGGAGGGGCGGAUGAAGGCGUAAAUACAGUAGACUUUUGUAUCAAACCCUAUUUACGAGUUAACGCGCCUCUGUUUACCUGAGGGACGGGGCCUUACAUCGAUCUGUGAGCGGCGGGUUGCUGUAGUCGGCUGCUCCGCCCUUACCUCUGCAGAACUGCGUCUACCCACCCGGGUGUCUGCAGCAGACCUCCAUAGAAAAACACUGAAGAGGCGCUGCGGUUUGACGACUGGCCCCACUGCUGGCCUGAUAGCACUUUCUGGAUUACAAGGGAUUUCCCAGGAUCUUGAAACUGUCUGAAAUGGAUGAACAAAGCGUUGAGAGUAUAGCGGAAGUCUUCCGGUGUUUCAUCUGCAUGGAAAAGCUGAGAGAUGCACGGCUAUGCCCUCACUGCUCCAAACUCUGCUGCUUUAGUUGCAUUCGGCGCUGGCUGACAGAGCAGAGAGCACAAUGCCCACAUUGUCGGGCACCCCUCCAGCUGCGGGAGCUGGUCAACUGCCGCUGGGCUGAGGAAGUGACCCAGCAACUUGACACACUGCAGCUGUGCAACCUCUCCAAACACGAGGAGAACGACAAGGACAAGUGUGAGAAUCAUCACGAGAAGCUCAGUGUGUUCUGUUGGACCUGCAAGAAGUGUAUCUGCCACCAGUGUGCUCUGUGGGGAGGGAUGCAUGGCGGACACACCUUCAAACCCCUUGCGGAGAUCUACGAGCAGCACGUCACCAAGGUCAACGAGGAGGUGGCCAAGCUGCGGCGCCGGCUCAUGGAGCUCAUCAGCUUGGUGCAGGAAGUGGAGCGCAAUGUGGAGGCUGUGCGCGGGGCAAAGGAUGAGCGCGUGAGGGAGAUCCGGAACGCUGUGGAGAUGAUGAUCGCUCGGCUCGACAACCAGCUGAAGAACAAGCUCAUCACUCUCAUGGGGCAGAAGACGUCCCUGACCCAGGAAACUGAGCUGCUGGAGUCGCUGCUACAGGAAGUGGAACAUCAGGAUUAUCUGCGUUGUCCUUUGGUUUGUGACGGGAACUGUUUAAAGAAUUUAUGUGGAAGGAUCGAUCUCCGGUCCUGCAGUAAGAGCGAGCUGAUCUCCAAGAGUCCUGAGAUCCUCCUGAUGUUCCAGCAGGUGCACCGCAAGCCCAUGGCCUCCUUCGUCACGACUCCUGUGCCCCCAGACUUCACCAGUGAAUUGGUUCCAGGCUAUGACUCGAGCACUUUUGUUUUGGCAAAUUUCAGUACACUGAGGCAGAGGGCUGACCCAGUCUACAGCCCACCGCUGCAGAUAUCCGGGCUCUGCUGGAGACUAAAGGUUUAUCCAGACGGGAAUGGAGUGGUGCGAGGGAACUACCUCUCAGUCUUCCUGGAACUGUCGGCUGGGCUUCCUGAGACUUCAAAAUACGAGUAUCGAGUGGAGAUGGUACACCAGGCCUCCAGCGACCCGACUAAAAACAUAAUCCGGGAGUUUGCCUCGGACUUCGAGGUGGGAGAGUGCUGGGGCUACAACCGCUUCUUCAGACUGGACCUGCUGGCCAGCGAGGGAUACCUGAACAUGCAGUCGGACACCCUCGUCCUCAGGUACCAGGUGCGGUCGCCCACCUUCUUCCAGAAAUGCCGAGAUCAAUACUGGUAUAUCAGCCAGCUGGAGGCAGCGCAGACCAGCUACAUCCAGCAGAUCAACAACCUCAAGGAGAGGCUGGCGAUCGAGCUGUUUCGCAGGCAAAAGUCCCGUAGUUCCUCCCCGUCUGACCGCAGAUCGGGCCACUCGGCCUCUGAGAGAGACCCCCAGCCUGGGAAGGGAGGGGUGACUGAUGGGGCUGCCCAGGCUGGAGCGGGAGAAGGGAAGGAGGAGGAGGAAGAGGAGAAGACACGACAAGAUGACUCCAAUGAGCUGUCGGACGGGGACCUUGAGGUUGACUGUCUUACGGGGGAUGAGGAGGUGAAUCCUCUGGACGGGAGCAGCACUUCAGGGAGCUCCACUGCCACCAGUAACACUGAGGAGAACGACAUUGACGAGGAGACCAUGUCUGGAGAGAAUGAUGUGGAGUACAGUGGCAACUUGGAUCUGGAAGAGGGGGAACUGCUGGAGGAUGUGGCCGGAGCAGCAGGUGGCUCCACAAACCCCAGCCUGCGCUCUCUGAGACGGGGAGGGGCAGGCCUGGCCUCAGCCACCAGCAGUAGCCUGCUGGAGAUCGACCCGGUCAUCCUCAUCCAGCUGCUGGACCUCAAGGACCGGAGCAGCGUGGAGUCUCUGUGGGGCCUGCAGCCCAGGCCACCCUCCUCCCUGCUGCACACCACAGCGGCAGCGCACUGUCGCAAAGAGCGCGAGCGGCGGCCUCAGGCAGUGCGUCGGUCAGCCCCAGACUCUGGGGUCCUGAUCCGGCUGAAGGCCCAGAUGGCAGAGGUGCGCAGUAAGAUGUCGGAUGUGAAGAGCCAGCUGGAGGCGCGAGGGGAGCCCAGAGCCGGGGCCUCCGGGAGUCUGGUAGAGCAGGGGCCUCCCGCAGACACUGAAGCACCCUGUAGGAAACUGAGCGACCUGGAGCUGCUGGGCAAGGGGGCUGCAGCCAACAGACAUAGCAGGAGUGGUACAGGUAGGAAGGCAGCGUCCCCGAAGCUGGAGUGUGCUGGAGUGGCAGGCAGCCUGUUUCUGCGCAGGGCUGUGGACAGUGUAGACAAGGAGGCACGGGGGAAGGGGGACUGUGUCCCUGCCAUUGAGGGAAGAGCCCGCCCAGGGGACUGCCUGGCUGUCUCCGAAGGUCCCUUGAAGCCCCGUAGCGCACACAGCUCCCCGCCGUCGCUGGGGAGUGGGAGCUCUUCUGAUAAACCCUGCUGCUCCAAACACGAGGACCAGGCCUACGGAGCCGCCGACACUGACCUGUUCAGGAUCUCCAGCCUCAACGGGAUCGUCUCUCUGGACAAGGGCCGCAGGGCCGCUACGACCGGGUCCGGGCUCCUGACAGAUGGGACGCUGGACUGUGACGCCGAGGGAAGCAGUGAGAUCCGGGAGUCGCUGCUAGCUCUGUCUGAAGGGACAUCAAGACAGGAAGAAGGGCAGCUGUGCCAGAAGCAGGUGAUCCACCUCCUGCCAGGGAUGAGCAGUGACAGUGAGAUCGAGUGUGACAGUGAGAAUGAGGAGGAGGAGAGCUGCGACCUGGAGGCUGGGGAAUGCAGCUAUGACAAUCGCUUGUCUGUCACAGGGGACCAGUUGAGCUCUGAAGAUCUGAGUUUUACUGCGGGGGACACGACAGAACGAUAAGUGACCUUGAGAGAGUGGUGCGAGAGCUUGACCAGGAACGAGACCCAGGAGCUGCUUUAAGUAACCCCCCCGCCCCGCCCCUCCAAAAUCGCUGACUCCCCCGUCACAGCACUGACUGGCCAGCCUGGGAAAGGGUUCUUAUUUUGUACUUUCAUUCCCUAGACAAUUUGAGGAUAUGUUUUAUUUUUCAAAGGAACAGAACAUGGAAUAAUAGUAGUAUGAGCUGCUGUGUGGAUUGCUGACUGUCGAGUAUUCAGUGUGAUGGAUGUUUUAAGCUCUGCUGACUGAUUAAGCUGUUCUUGUGCUUACUUGGUUAUUUUUUGUGUAUGCAAGUCUGUCUGUCUCCUUUUUUUUUUUUGUAUUUUUGUUUUGAAUAUAGAGAUUUAAUUUAUUAAUUUAUUGAACAGGUACUUACAACACUACCAUUUUGAACCACAAUAAACUUUGUUUGAAAGUAAGUGUAUAUAUCCAGGGACCCUCUGCUUCUUGUUACAGUAGUUUUGUGUGCUUUAACCCUGCUCCUGAUUUGCAACAGUCAGGUUCCAAAUCCUCAAACUUGCAAAUCAACCCACAAUGACUUCCUAGAACUAGGCUGGCAAUUCAAUAGACUGACUUUAUCCACUGGCCUACAGUAUCCGUUUUAUUCUCCAGCAAACCAUGGUGAGUCAGGCCAGCUGGAGAGUUAUGGAGCGACAGUUGUCACAUCUGUUACGUGGGAUGCAAAGCAGAGUGUUGUACAGGGUCAUUCCAGGAGCUCCAGCAGAGAAGCGCAAUGCCAUUUCUGUUUUUGAGGACUGCUUUGAUCCACACGGGGUUUGCAUCUAUAAGUUAUCAGCCUCCUUUACUUCGGGGGCACCUGAGUUUUCAGGUAUCCCUACUCCUUUUGUAUCUUCUUUUGGGAGCAAGAACUCCUCCCCCAUUCUCUGCACAUCUAACGCAUUGUGUACAUUUGUGCAUUCCUAUCUGUAUGCGAGUUAUAGCCUCCACUGUCAUAUUGAGCUGUUACAUCUUCACUGUUUUCCUUUAAGUGCCUGUUUUUUGUGUAGUUCUGUCGGUGGAUUGACAUCACAUAGGGGAGUGAGCGAGAUAUGUACUGGAAUCUUUGAACAGGCAUUUUAAUUGUCUGAGAGGUAUAUAAUGGAGAAUUAACAAAAACACACACAUUCCAAAUUAACAGACCAAUCACCUAUACUGUAAACACAUUCAUUUUGAUUAGUUCUUGCUGAAGAACAUGAACAGUGAAGGAAUGGCAGUUUUGUUCAGUACUGUUGUGUAAAAUGAAUGUGUUGUGUGUGUGUGUAUAUAUAGUACUAUGGUCUUAUGAAUCAGAGAUGCACUCAGCCUCCACUCCACGCUAUUGGAUGUUCAGUGAGGCUGUGCUUCUCUUUUUUCUUUUGUACUGUUCCAGUAAAUGCAUGGCUGCUUGUUCAACUCUAAAGCUGUGGGAGCUGCAAUCUCUUGUGAUGCUGAGCUGUACUUUUGCCCUAAAUAUGUAUUUGGACUCCUGUGCAGGGCCUGGUAUUCCCAUUCUGUACCUGUAUAAUUGUAUCGGCCACAGUGAAGCAAUUGUAUCCAUUCCUAUGUUUGUUUUGUAUAUGUGAGCAACUGUCAGUGUUUUAGAUUUAAAAUGCUGUGUCAGAAUGUUGUCAAAGUUGCACUUUUAGUAAUAACUAAGAGUAAUAAAUGAACAAAUAAAUUAAAAUGUUUAUCUCA